AUGGAGAACUAUAAGAAGACCAAAAUUGUGGAGAAACCUUGUCCUCUUCCUUUCACCAACCUGCCCCCUGAUAUUAUUGAAAUGAAAGUGAAGGACGGGAGCAAAAUCAGAAAUCUGAUGGGCUAUGCCAUCGGCAAGAUGGAGCUGGACUCGGUGAGGCAGAUUCUUUUCACUGGCUCGGGCAAGGCCGUCAGCAAGACCAUUACCUGUGUGGAAAUCAUGAAACGAAGGCUCAAAGAGCUGCACCAGAUCACCAAAGUGCUCUUCAAACAGAUCGAAGAGAUCUGGGAACCCAUCGUGCCCGAGGCAGGCCUCGAUGCCUUGACAGUGAAGAGAAACAUUCCUGCCAUAUGUGUCCUGCUCAGCAAAGACGCCCUCGAUCCUCAGGAGCCGGGAUACCAGGCUCCGGGCUCUUUUGACGCCUUCUGGAUCGAGACGCUUAAAGCGGAGUCUCAGGGCCAGAUGAAGAGGAAGCAGGGUGGAGGCCGGGGCGCCGGCAGCACGGGCAAGCACCCUCGGUCCGCUGGAGGAGGGCCUGGGGAAUCCUGCGCCAAGUCCUGA
This is a messenger RNA of Nipponia nippon (crested ibis), 561 nucleotides long. The record is from RefSeq and is a predicted model, not a curated record. NCBI's taxonomy places the organism in Eukaryota, Metazoa, Chordata, Aves, Pelecaniformes, Threskiornithidae.